AUGACUUCUACCGAUACUUAUCUAGCCAUCCCAGGCUCCGUUGCCUUUUCCCGCUCCCGGGGGCAUGCUAUUGCUACCAGCAUCGGUGUCCAGGACGUUCGAGCCCAGUGGAUUCAUUAUGUGCAUGCCGCCCAGCCCUUGGACGAGCCCCAGCGUGCAGUACUCGAACAAUUGCUUCAGUACGGCGACAUCACAGACAUCCCUCCUACUUUCGAAUCCACCGACGGUCAAUUCGAUACCUUCUACAUUUUUCCACGAACCGGCACCGUCUCGCCAUGGAGCUCCCAAGCAACGGGCAUUUCGCACGUCUGUGGCCUGCAGAAGUACGUCAAGCGGAUCGAACGGGGUAUGAAGAUUUCGUGUCUUCGGAACAGUGUGGAGGACUACAAGCCGGAGUACAUGGACACGCUUCAUGAUCGGAUGACUCAGAUCAUUAGCAAGGAUGAGCCCGAACUAAGCCUUAUGUUCUCUGAGCACGCUCCACAGCCCCUCAAGACCAUCUCCCUCCAGGGCGGUACCAAGUCCCCCAAGGAGAUUCUCCAAGAGGCAAAUACGGAGCUCGGCUUGGCCCUCGAUGAUACAGAAAUUGAUUAUCUGGCUGAGGCCUAUGGUCCGAAUGGCGCAAUUGCCCGUGACCCUACUGACGUCGAGCUUUUCAUGUUCGCUCAGGUCAACUCGGAACAUUGCCGACACAAGCAGUUCAAUGCCUCCUGGGUGAUUGAUGGCAAGCCCAUGCCAAACAGUCUGUUUGCCAUGAUCCGCAACACACACAAGAAGCAUCCUGACCACACCGUCAGUGCUUACAGUGACAAUGCCGCCGUGCUGGAGGGCCCCGAGGCCGCCUUCUGGGCCCCCGAUCCGACAACCGGACAGUGGAUGCACACCAAGGAAGUUGUACACUUCCUGGCCAAGGUUGAGACGCACAACCACCCCACUGCUGUUUCACCUUACCCUGGUGCGGCUACGGGAUCCGGCGGAGAGAUCCGUGAUGAGGGUGCUGUCGGUCGUGGCUCGCGCCCUAAGGCCGGUCUCGCCGGCUACUGUGUAUCGGACCUUUUGAUUCCUGGCUUGAGGCAGCCAUGGGAGCUCGAUGUCGGCAAGCCAAACCACAUUGCCAGCAGCUUGGAUAUCAUGUUGGAGGCACCUAUCGGUAGUGCUGCUUUCAACAACGAGUUUGGCCGUCCCUGCAUUGGUGGAUACUUCCGCACUCUGCUCACCGAGAUUGACGUGGGCAACGGCGAAAAGGAAGUGCGAGGAUACCACAAGCCCAUCAUGAUCGCUGGUGGUGUUGGAACCGUUCGCCCCCAACACGCUAUCAAGCACCCAGAUGUUGUCAAGCCGGGUGCUUUCCUUGUCGUUCUUGGUGGUCCGGCCAUGCUUAUUGGUCUGGGAGGAGGUGCUGCCUCCAGUAUCGCUUCUGGUGAAGGAUCCGCCGAGCUCGACUUUGCCAGUGUCCAGAGAGGCAAUGCCGAAGUUCAACGGAGAGCCCAGGAGGUUAUCAACGCCUGCGUGGCCAUGGGAGACAACAACCCCAUCAAGUUCAUCCACGAUGUUGGUGCCGGUGGCUUGUCCAACGCCCUUCCUGAACUGAUCCAUGACUCGGGCUUGGGAGCUACGUUCGAGCUUCGUGAGAUCGAUAACGCAGACCGUAGCAUGAGCCCAAUGCAAAUUUGGUGCUGUGAAGCCCAAGAGCGGUAUGUCAUGGCCGUUGGUGAGGAGAGCAUGAACAAGUUCACUGCUAUCGCUCACCGUGAGCGUUGUGGCUUCUCCGUUGUCGGUCGUGGCGGCGGCUCGUCCGAGGAGGAAAAAAGACUCAUUCUCCUUGACCGAGAGUCCAAGGAGUACCCAGCCCCGAUUGACCUUCCUUUGUCUGUACUUUUCGGAAAGACUCCUCGCAUGACCCGAACUGUCGAUUCGCGGAAGCUGAAGCUGCCCGCCGUGGACUCUAGCCUCACCAAGUACCUUCCCUCUCUCACCUCGAAGACGGAAAUUGUUGAUGAGGCUAUCAACAGAGUGCUGUCUCUGCCUGCAGUCGGCUCUAAGUCUUUCUUGAUCACCAUCGGCGACCGCACUGUCGGCGGCCUGACAGCCCGUGAUCAGAUGGUUGGCAAGUGGCAGACACCCGUGUCGGAUGUCUCGGUUACUGCCACCUCCCUAGCCCCAGGUAUGAAGACCGGUGAAGCCUUCGCCAUGGGUGAAAAGCCUACUUUGGCUCUCAUCUCAUCGGGUUCGUCUGCUCGUAUGGCUGUUGCUGAGUCGCUCAUGAACCUGGCUGCUUCCGAUCUUGUGGAUCGUCUUAGCCAAGUGAAGCUCUCUGCCAACUGGAUGUCUGCUGGUAGCCACCCUGGCGAGGGUGCUGCUAUCUAUGAAGCCGUGGAAGCUGUCGGUCUGGACCUGUGCCCUAAGCUUGGCAUCAGCAUUCCCGUUGGCAAGGACUCUAUGUCCAUGAAGAUGAAAUGGAAGGAUGAGGCCUCGAAUGAGGCCAAGGAGGUCACUGCUCCCAUGUCCUGUGUCAUCUCUGCCUUUGCGCCGGUUGGCGAUUUCACCAAGACCUGGACCCCGGCUCUUCGUAGCUUCGAAGAAGUUGGUGAGACUGUCCUCAUGUUUGUGGACCUUUCGUUCGGUCGCAAGACGCUUGGCGGAUCGGCUCUUGCUCAAGUCUUCAACGAAGUCGGUUCCGAGUGCCCUGACAUUCGUGACGUUGAUCUCUUCCGGGACUUCUUUGAUGCUACACAGCAACUCCAGGAAGCCGGAAUUGUUUUGGCUUACCACGAUCGCUCGGAUGGUGGUCUUCUGACUACUCUUGUUGAGAUGAUGUUCGCCGGUCGCUGCGGUGUUGAGAUCAUGCUCGAUAACAUCUGUGCCUCUUUCAACACCAAGGAUGUCAUUGAAACCCUUUUCACCGAAGAGCUUGGUGCUGUCUUCCAGGUCCGUAAGGAGCACGAGAUCCAGUUCCGCUCAUGCUUCGCCACUUGUGGUCCUCCUCCUGGUCUGAUCCACAAGAUUGGACGCGUAUCCGAACAACCCAAGCAGAACCUUGCCAUCUACCACAAGGCCUCCCUGAUCUACCGCAACACCCGUUCCAGCCUCCAGCAGACCUGGGCCAAGACCUCCUACCACAUGCAGAAGAUUCGUGACAAUGCGGACUGCGCGGAGCAGGAGUAUGCCAACAUUCUUGACGACGCCAACCCCGGUCUCUCUUGGAACCCUACCUUCGACCCCAAGGACAAGGCCUUGCCCAUGAUGACUAGCCUUUCGCAAUACUCCCCCUUCGCCAACAAGCCCCGCGUUGCCAUCCUUCGUGAGCAGGGUGUCAACAGUCAAGCUGAGAUGGCCUUUGCCUUCAACACCGCUGGUUUCUCCGCCGUCGAUGUUCACAUGACCGAUAUUAUUUCCGGCCGCGUGUCUCUUUCCACCUUCGCCGGGCUCGCUGCCUGCGGUGGUUUCUCUUACGGUGACGUCUUGGGUGCCGGCCAGGGCUGGGCCAAGUCCGUUCUGCUCCACGAGAACACCCGCAAGGAGUUCCAGGAGUUCUUCGAGCGUCCGGAUACUUUUGCCCUGGGUGUCUGCAACGGCUGCCAGUUCCUGUCUCGUAUCAAGGAUCUGAUCCCUGGUGCAGGUUACUGGCCCAGCUUCGAGCGCAACGCCAGCGAGCAGUACGAAGGCCGUGUCUGCAUGGCCCGCAUCUCCGACCCUGACCCAUCCCGCCCCAGCGUCUUUUUCCACGGCAUGGACGGCACUUCGCUCCCUAUUGCCGUUGCUCACGGCGAGGGUCGUGCCUCCUUCGCCAGCUCCCAGGGCGUCUCGGCUUCCGACUUCGUUCGUGAGGGUCUUGCCCCCGUCCGAUUCGUCGACAAUUCCUCCCUCAAGCCUACCAUGAAGUACCCCUUCAACCCUAACGGCAGUCCCGAGGGUAUUGCCGGUGUGCGCAGCCCCGAUGGUCGUGUCCUUGCCAUCAUGCCUCACCCGGAGCGUACCGUUAUGAACGGUAUUGCCAGCUGGUUGCCUCCGAACGCCGAGUCCUGGGGUGAGAUUGGCCCUUGGGGACGUGUCUUCUACAGCGCCAGACGCUGGCCUAUCAUGGAUUCCGCGGCGCAAGCAAGAUUCGAUCUCGUGAGACCCCACGCAAACUGCUCUUACUUCAAACAGACCCUAAUUUUCUCGCAGAUCAAUUCGAACCUCGCAGAAUUCCUAAACCCAGAGAUUAUUCAGGAUAUUCUGACCAGUGGACGCAAUCCUAGGUGCUACUGGGGGACAGCGACCACGGGUCGCCCUCAUAUCGGUUACUUUGUGCCAGCCCUGAAAAUUGCCCAGCUGCUACUUGCAGACUGUGAUGUCGUUAUUCUUCUAGCUGAUGUCCACGCCUUCCUUGACAACUUAAAGGCACCAAUUGAGCUUGUGGAAGCACGCGCUCUGUACUACCGAAACAUUAUCACCGCUAUCCUUCAGGCCGUCGGGGUUCCUACUGAAAAGCUCGAAUUCGUUCUCGGUAGCUCUUACCAGAAGAGCCCUGAGUAUGUAUUUGAUGUGUACAAGUUGUCUUCUUUGAUCUCCGAAGGUCAAGCUAAGAAAGCGGGAGCGGAGAUUGUGAAACAGACCUCUAAUGCUCCGUUGAGUGGACUACUGUACCCAGUUCUCCAGGUUCUCGAUGAACAACAUUUGAACUGUGAUGCUCAGCUCGGAGGGAUAGAUCAGAGGAAGCUCUUUACCGCUGCGACAGAGUGGCUCCCUAAACUCGGAUACCGUGUUCGUGCCCAUCUUCUAAAUCCUAUGAUGGCCUCCUUAUCCUCCGGCAAGAUGAGCUCCAGUGAUAACCCAGAUAGUAAAAUCGACCUGCUCGACCCUGCCGAGACCAUCUCAAAGAAAAUUCGCAAGGCAGAGUGCAUCCCCAAGGUCGUCGAAGACAACGGUGUGAUUUCAUUGGUCGAACACAUUCUAUUGCCCGCAGCUGUCCUUAAGGGCCACGGAGAAUUCCGCGUCGAGCGUAAGGACGCUGAGCCUCUGGUCUUUACCGAUAUGAAGCAGCUACACGAUGCUUAUAAAGCUGAUAUUUUGACACCACAACUGCUCAAGCCUGCUGUCUCGGCCGGCAUGGUCGACCUUAUGGCCCCUAUCCAGGCGGCCUACACGGCCUCCGCGGAAUGGCAGGAGGUUACAUUAAAGGCUUACCCGCCUCCAGUUGUGCACAAGAAGGUAAAGAAGGUUAAGGACCGAGGCUCUCGCUUCCCGGGCGCCAAGCAAGAAGAGACAGCCCAGCCUUCGGAGCAAGAGGCCGCUCAACCUUCAGAGCAAUAG
This is a messenger RNA of Penicillium egyptiacum, 5295 nucleotides long. The record is from the annotation of a GenBank genome assembly. Lineage: Eukaryota; Fungi; Ascomycota; Eurotiomycetes; Eurotiales; Aspergillaceae.